AUGGGUCUGCUGGUCUCUCUUCCUGGAGGGAUUCCAGACAUGGCCUGGGUCCUGCUUCUGCUGCUGCCGACAGCAUGCCUGCAAGCUGGGAACACAGCAGAAUCCAACAGAGAAAAGCUUUAUGGAUUUGGUCAGCCAACACGCAUCUCUGGUGUCCAGGGCCGCUCCAUCGAGAUCCCCUUCUUCUUCUACUUCCCCUGGGAGUUGGCAAAGGAUCCACAGAUGAGGAUUCUCUGGAGAUGGAAGCACUACCAUGGGGAAUAUAUCUACAACUCUUCCUCGGGUUUCAUCCAUGAGCAUUUCAAGGACCGGUUCGUCCUGAACUGGACACAGCCUCAGACAUCCGGAGUCCUCAGAAUCCUGAACUUGAAGGAGAAAGACCAGACAGUGUACUUCUGCCGAGUUCAUCUGAAAACAACAAAAGGCAUGGAGAGUUUUCAGUCGAUCAAUGGGACCCAACUCACCGUCACUCCUGCCACCUGCGGGGAGACCACCUCUCCAAGCCCCACCACUGCAACUUCUGCACACACCAAAAAUACCCUCACGGUCACAGAAGUUCAGAUGAGCACAGAAAAUCACACCCCGCAUCUGGGAACCAGAGUUGGGGUGGCCGUGGCUGCUGCUGUACUCCUGGCUGGGGUUUUGGGAUUGAUGGUGUUCCUCAGGUGGAAGAGGAGGAAAGGUCAGAGGACUAAAGCCGAAACCCCAGCCAGGGAACUCAUUGAAAACACUGAGAAAUGUGAGAACGUUGAGCCUGAAGGACAGCAUAUGGACCCCAAAGAGAACCCCAAGGACAACAACAUCGUGUAUGCCUCCAUUGCCCUCUCAAGCCCGACCUCCCCAGGAACACCAGCCUGCCCGCCUGUCCAUGAGAACCCCCAGGAAGAGACUGUAUACUCCACCGUGAAGACCAAAUGAGCGGGUCUGGGUGACCAUCUCGGAGUCACCUGUGCUUCUAGUAGGAAGACUCCCAGCUUCCUCUGAUACCACAGUCAGACGCUCACGGGUCACAGAUACCCAUGGCCAGGACAGAAACUUACACCACACGUCAGGGAGUUUGAACUCAGAGAAACUGAGAAACUCUCAUUUCCCCUUUCUAACUUCCGAGGCCUUUCUCUCAAAUAAAAAGAUCCACAGA
This is a messenger RNA of Microtus oregoni (creeping vole), 1138 nucleotides long. RefSeq names its product paired immunoglobulin-like type 2 receptor alpha. The record is from RefSeq and is a predicted model, not a curated record. The transcript is spliced from 8 exons. Gene Ontology annotation, molecular function: MHC class I protein binding. Lineage: Eukaryota; Metazoa; Chordata; Mammalia; Rodentia; Cricetidae. The coding region runs from base 1 to 918 and encodes 305 amino acids.